CAAUCGCCGACUGGCAGAAGCGGACAUGGUAGAAAAACAUAUCAUUCAGGCCCGAGCUCGAGCAACAGCAGAAGAAGAAAGGACCCUAAAUAUGCUGAAAGCAGAUGCUGGAGAGGACUUCCAGUACCUUGAUUUGCCCCCAGUGAAGUCCUCCUUCAGAUGGUUUGUGGAUGAUGAACUUCUCCAAAAGCAUCAUUUAAUAUGCCCGGGAGAUUAUAUCAUGGAUAGAACACCUAUUACCAGAGCACCUAAAGGAAAAUCAGAGCCUGACUACAUCAAGGAGACAUUUAGUUUUAAACAGCUUACGUCCAGAAACCUAAGGGAUAAGAAAGACAAAGAAAUCCCGCACCUUAGAAAAACACCAGGCAGUCUACCAGAAGUAUCUUUAUCCACCCUGACCCUGUCUUCAACUCCUGAGACUAAUCAUCAGACAAAGAAAUCCUCAAGUAAGAAAUCUGGCUCCUCAAAGAAGUCAGCCUGGAAAAACACCAUGUGCAAAGCAGAUAGAGAACAAGAACGUGCCUACCUUGCUAGACUUGAGAACCGACACAAUUACCUGAAGAAUCCCCGCUUUUUCCCACCAAAUACAUCUCAUGGAGGCAGAUCUCUUAUUUUUCCUCAAAAGAAGAUAGAAAGAAUGUUAGCAGGAAGGAGAGUGAUAUGUGAUGAAAGUGAUUCCCAGGCUGUUCCUGUCUUUCUCGCUAACCCACCUACUGUUUUGUUUUCCAAUUAUGAAGUUGGUAAGGUUUAUGAGAUGACCAUAGAGCUCCAGAACACGACAGCAGUAUCUCGCCAUGUAAGAGUCAUCCCUCCUUCUACUCCAGCCUUUGCCAUUGGGCUGGGAAAAUUUCCAGGAGAGGGAGGAAUUGUUGCUCCUGGGAUGACCUGUCAGUAUACAAUCCAGUUUAUUCCUGAAUACCUUGCAGAUUAUGAAGACUAUAUACUAGUGGAGACCCAAGCAUCAUAUCCUCUCCUGAUCCCUAUAGAAGCUAGGAGACCACCUCCUAUAUUAACAUUACCUCACACCAUAGAUUGUGGUUCCUGCCUUGUCGGGGGAGUGAAAAUAACAGACUUUGUGUGCAGAAAUGAAGGGCUCAGCACUGGGAAGUUCUGUAUAAUGCCCAAGAGUGCAUGGCCACCUCCUAAUUUCAGAGCUGUUGCCACUGUCGGUUUUGUGGAGCAAGCUCCAUUUGGAAUCCACCCUCCUAUUUUUGAGCUGUGGCCAGGUGAAGCUACGCUGCUAGAGGUAGCAUUUUUUCCUUCUUCUCCUGGAAAUAUGGAGCAAGUAUAUACCAUUGUUUGCGACAACUGCCAGGUCAAUGACAUCACAGUUACAGGCCUUGGACAGCUGAUAGCUAUGGAGCUUUUGUCUGUCACCGGUGGAGAAUGUUACCAUGUUCCUGGUGAGGCUAGAGACGUAACAGCACAGCACUUCGUAUGCUUUGACUCUCAGAAUCUGCACAGCACAACAGAAAAGCAGCUGAUUAUAAGAAAUUCUACCCACGUGGAACUUCCUUUCUACUGGCAGAUAAUGAAACCUAAUCUACAAUCGCUAAUGCCAGAAGAGCCUGUGAACUUGGCAAAGAUCAAGUACAACCUAGAUAUAGAGUCAGGUUUCUCUCUAAACCCUGCCCUGGGAGUACUGCAGCCUCACACAGAUCACAAGUUCACGCUCACUUAUGCUCCAAAGGAGCUGAAGGAUUAUCACAGUGUGAUUCAGAUCGUACUGAGAGAUAUCCCAGAGCCACCAAGUUCGGAGAAACAAGAUAUGAUUCUUGGAAACACACGCCCCAGAAGAGAUGAUGUGAUAGCCCUGGAAAUAGAAGUUAAAGGUUCAACAGAACCAUUUCAACUGCUUUUGGAACCAUAUGCCAUUUUCAUCCCUGGGGAAAACUUUAUUGGUAUUAAUAUUAGAAAAUCCUUCAAGAUGUGGAACAACAGCAAAUCAUCUGUCAAAUAUUCCUGGGGAAAAAUCAGUGAAUGUGAUAUACUUGAAGUUGAACCUCAUACUGGAUUCAUAGAAGCCAAUGAAUGCUGUGAAUUUGAACUGAACUUUACUGGAGGCAAACCAGGACAUGCCAGCCACAAUCUGCACUGCAAAAUUGAACACUCCACAGAGCCAGUUGUGCUGCACGCUGAGGCUGCUUUUAAGGGUCCAGUUCUUUCUGUUGGUGUUCCAUCACUUCAGUUGGGUUUGAUUAAGUUGGGAGAAAAUGUGUUAAGCUCCUUUGAGAUUCAAAACCUAAGUCCAUUGCCAGCACAGUGGAGAAUGCAAGAAAGUCGAGCCUGUUUAGCUGAAAGGAAUGAAGAGGUAUCCCCAUUCACAGUUCGGCCAUCUGAUGGAGAAUUACCUCCUUUAGGCGAAUGCAGAGUAUCAGUCCUGUUUGAGGCCCAGCAAUGUCAGCAUCUCCAGACUGUGUUAGAACUAGUGGUAGAAAACGGAGAAGAAAGUCAUCUUCCUGUUUUUGCUGAGGUGCAGACUCCCCAGGCUUGUCUGAUUUCCAGUCACCUAGUAUUCAGCGAAAUUUAUAUUGGAGUUCCUGCACAAGCAAACAUCAGACUUUUUAACCAGAUGCUGCUGCCUGCAAAAUACUGUUGGGGAGAGCUCAUUGGGAGUCAAUCUGCUCUCUGCUCUGCCAUCAUCACCCCAGCAAGUGGCAUUUUGGGCCCAAACGAAGAAAAAGAAUUGUGUGUGGAGCUGACAGCUAACACUCUGGGUGAGCUGAAGGACCUUACCCUCUGCUGUAGCAUAGAAGACAUGAAGGAUCCUCUUUUUCUGGCCAUUUCUGGACGAGUAAAGGGACUGCAUGUCACAUACUCAAUACCCUAUGACAGUGAAGUUAUCAGUGAUGAGAAACAAAUGCUACAGAGGUCUCAAGAUCUUCUGCUGGACUUUGGAUCUGAAGUUCCAUUCCAAGGCAUAGUGAAGCGUCAGCUAAUGAUUACCAAUCAUACUGGGAUUGAAGCUCCUUUCAUUGUGGAGGCUGAUUAUUUCCAAAGCUGUCUGCCUAAGCCAGAGGAACAAGGAAGCAGCCUGUCCACCACAUGCCUGGUGAAGAGGACAGCCCAGAUUACAAGGCAUGUGGCCAAGAGAGCACAAUCAGCAUUAGUAGCAGCAUUGCUGUCUCAUGGGAGAGGAGCGGCUUUCCAUGCUCAGCCGUCCACAGGAACAAUGAAAGCCUUCCAGAGACUAAUUAUUGAAAUAACAGCCUACAACAACAUGUGGGGAGAGUACCACGAUGAUCUCAUCUGUGUGGUGGGAGAUCUGAAGCCUACGUUAAUUCCUAUGCAAAUGACCGUGAAAGGCUGCCCAAUCUUCUUGCAGAUGACAGGACCUCAAGCUAAAAUGCCAAUAAUAAGGUUCGGCACUCACAUCUCCGGAGGGGACACGGUCUCCCGUUGCAUCAGGCUUAAUAAUCCUACGCCCUUUGACAUUCGCAUGGACUGGGAAACUUACAAUCAAGAACCAGAUUCGGAGAAGCUAGUGGACCUGUUGGUGUUUUAUGGCGCUCCUUUUCCUCUGAAGGACAUAGAUGGGAACGAAGUGGAGUCAAGUAUUAGCACCUCAGAGACCGAGGGUGUAUUUAACUACAAUACAGUCCAUGACACCACAGACACCAUUUCUCCAACUUCCCAGCCUACAGGCGCGUCCUAUGUAGAAGAUGGAGGAGGGAGUGAUUCUGAAGGCUGGAAUCAAGCAACUGCUCCAAAGAAAAUCAUCUCUGUGAUCAUUCAAGCUCAUGAAGGGGUUCCCUCAGACCACCCAUUCUGCGUAACUCCUAGACAAAUUGUGAUCCCAGGAGGUGGCAGCACCUCCAUCCAUGUUGCCUUCAUCCCACUCAUCCUGCCACAGAUCAUUAACAAAAUGGAGUGCCAGGGGUAUGCGCUGGGCUUCAUGAGUCUGGAUCAGAAGCUUGCACAGAUGAUACCUGGCAAGGUGUCUCGGUCACAUGGCCGUGAAGUUGCCCCUUUGAGAAUAGACCUGCAAGCGCUUGUAAAACCCGCCCUGUUAAAAGUGGAGAUGGAUUGUGAUGAAGGAUUGGUGUUUCAUUCUGUAGCAAGUGAUCUCAUACAAGAUCAGCCUCUUUCCAAGGUGCUGACAGCGUCCAUCACUAGCCACAACCUGAAGCUCACCAAUUCCACAGGGGCUCCUCUGCACUUCAGGCUCCUUCUGUCUAUGCCCUUCAGUGUAGCUGGCGACAAGAGCCUGAAAACAGCCCACAGUGACAGGGAAGAACAAGAGCAGGAGCUUCUCCUUCAUCCACAGCAAAACAUGCUGGUGAAAGUGUCAUUCCACACAACGCUGGAGUUACUUACAUAUCAGAGUCUGCCAGCUGAGCAGCUGCUUCCUGGAAUCCGAAAGCUGGAGCUGGAGAACGGAGACAGGAAGCUGGAAUUUAGUCAACAUCUAGUUAUUGAGUACAAGAACAGAACAACCCAGCUGUUGCCAGUAACUGCAUUUCUUACUGUUCCCGUACUGGAGUUCUCCUGUGAGAUGGUUGAUUUUGCAACCUGCUUUGUUGGUCAGCCCAAGAUAGAAAAUGUCUUCUUGUUGAACCGGAGCAGGUGUAGAAGUUACUGGAUUGUUCUACUGGACCAACAGGAACAGCAUACUGACCUGGAAGUAUUUUCCAUCUCCCCCUCCAGUGGAAGUCUGGAGGCCCGUGAAGCUGACUUACCCACCAAAGUACCUUUACAGAUCUGUUUUACAGCAAGGAGUGGCAUCAAAUACGAAACCACAGCAACCAUUGUUGGACUGCUGGGAGAGAAAUCCUGCGCUCUGCACAUCAGAGGCAGAGGAUCCUACGACGAGAAAUAUGAAGAUCUCCGCUCGGUGUUUAAGUAAGAUGGUCCAGGUGAGAUGUCAACGUAAUGGGCUGAGCUCUUGGCUAUUGCUGUCAUUGGAAUUUCAUGCACAAGAUAAGCCACUUUGUCUAUGAUUAUUUUGCUUAAAAUGAAACUAGAUGAAUGAACUUUCCAAAUAAAACCCCAAGGAAUGUCUAAGAAUUUUACUAAAAUGGGAUGUCUUCCAACCCCCUCUCCCCCACCAUGGUACUCAGGAAAGCAUAUUUUUGUGCCAGAACAGAACAUGCCGUGUUUCAUUUUUAUUCCCAUAUGUGCCUCAAUACCUUCCCUAAAGCAGGCUGUUCCUAAAGAAAGUGAAGGGAGCUUCUGUAACAGGCAUGCCACGAGCAUUGUUGUAAAACCAGAGUGCCUUGUAGUUCCUGUAUAACCUGUUCCUUAGCUUAAAAACAAGUUGGUUAAUUCUGUAUCAGUCACCGUGCACAAGUUGGUGAAUAAAAAAAACAACAGAGACCAACACUGAGUCCAUAUUCUUUAUCAUCUUAUAUAAAAGUCAAUGGAAUUAGGUGUCAAAAAUCCCCGGGGCACCUUUGUAAAGUGCCACCCUAAGGUAACAGACUAUUAAUUACCUCCAACCUGGGAUUCCCCAUUUGGGCUAGAAGAAGCCUUUAAUUCUCUCAAUUUUUAUCUAUUGGCAGCCUCACGAAUUCAGACUUCAAGUUGAUCUUUGAAGUGCAACAAUAUUUCAGCCUUGCUGCCUCCCUUUUCCCCCCACAGCAGUGUAUGGACAGGAAGAGGAGAGAAAUAUUGAAGUCUGUGCAUUGCACCUGAGUUAAGACAGAUUUGUUCAAGCAGUGAGAGCCCCACUGCUCUGACAAAACAUGGGCCCACGAUUUUUACAUCACCCAGAUCAACAGUCAAAUUUGACAGGAAUGGGAAAUGCAGCUUCCUUGACCCCAUAAAUUAGACAUCUCCUUGAAGUUACCCCAUCAUAAUUCCUGGGUCUCCAGCACACUGCUUCUAUUCUAUUUGAAUACUUUAUCCUGAUUAGCAGGAAGGUGCAAAUAUCAAGAAUUCAGCCUACUGGUGAGCAUUUUUUAAAAUAAUGCAACAUUAUCUAAAUACCAUUGAUUUAAACAUUUCUAAACAUCCUAGACCAGGAACUGGCAACCUUUUGCUGCUGCAAGCUGCUGCUUGCUAUGCAGCCCUCACACUGUAGGUUGUAAAUCCCCACACACACCAUCAGAUGUUGUGAAGACGAUACACAAGAGAGGCAGCAGGACUAGCCUCUGCUGCCUUGGUGGCAACAGCUGCUGGCAAUGCCUUCUCUGCUGCUUCAGCUGGAGGAUGCCACCAAUUCCCCUGCUGUCCUGGCCUGGAUCCCAUCUCUUCUUAGGCUGGAUCCCGCCUGCAGGCUGCCCUAGACAGUAAGCCUGCUUUCUUUUAAUGGUUACCAGCACUGAGCGGGCUUUCCACCCUUGAAAGGUAGUUUACGAGGGAGAGAGUUUUAGAGGGCCAGAGGCAUGUGGCUGUAUUGGUACUGGAACAUCGUGCGAGUUACUGAUACUUGGCCAUUGCUAACAGCAAAUAAGGAAUGUACUGAAAUGACUUCUGUACUAGGAUAAUUAGAGACAAGGCAGGUUUACGUUUACUGUUAAUUCAGGGGAAAAGCUGAUUUUAGGUCACCCAACAAGCUACAAUUAAACAGAAAUGCAGCAAAGGACAGGAAUGAUUGGCCUCUAGCUUAAAAUUCCCAGUUUCUAGCAGCCGCUGAAGCCUUUCCCUAACCUCUCCCUCCUCCAACCCCUCAUAGUUUAAGAGGCCCCUCACUGUGAGGAGAUAAACUCCCAUCAAGUUUCUCCCAUUCAGUCCAAGUUGUUUCACAACAGCUAGGUAGAAAACCAUGAUUUUUUGGUGGAACCCAUGGCCAGUCUGGCACUCAAACCAUCCACACACACAGUAAAGAGGAGCAACAGCUUGGAUGCACUGGGGCCAGCUGGUGGUGAAUUACUCACAUUUAACCAUUUUAAAUACAGAAUUUGCACUGGGCUCUAACAAACCCGCCCCCCCCCCCCCCCC
Alligator sinensis (Chinese alligator) is the source of this 6882-nucleotide messenger RNA. RefSeq names its product DLEC1, cilia and flagella associated protein (gene DLEC1). The transcript has 36 exons. Bases 26 to 4846 code for a protein of 1606 amino acids. The record is from RefSeq and is a predicted model, not a curated record. Gene Ontology annotation, biological process: negative regulation of cell population proliferation. NCBI's taxonomy places the organism in Eukaryota, Metazoa, Chordata, Crocodylia, Alligatoridae.